GGCCUCCUGUCUAAACCUACGCCAGCUCCCUUGCCUAAAAGAGUUAUAGAAAAUGAUAAAUGAGACGGCAAGCCCCCUUUUUUAGACCUGUCAUGAGUAGGGAAAAGGCGCAGAUUGCAGCACCACAAUCUGCAACAUAUGUACACCAAAAAGUGGUAUAUAUAUGUUAGUAAAUGACCCCCUUUAUUUUUUAUUUUACGUUUCUCUGUGAAAACGAUAAUUAAUUACAGUAUAUUACCAAUAUCAAAGAAAACCUCUUUAAUACUACAAGUCUUUGCAGACUUUGUGGGAAUAAUUGCUAGAGAGGACAAAUGCACCUUCAUUUCUGAUUUCUAUGUUUUCUUACUUUUACUCCAUAGGUAAUAAGUACCUGACAGAAGGAUACACCAUGUCAGAGGCAAAUUUAAUUGAUGGACUGAUAAUGACUACCAAUAUGACCCCUACAAACGUCACGAAGGACCACACCACUGGAUCCAGUCUUGGCAUUGCAAUCCUCUCUAUUGCCUUUUCCAUUGGCUUUCCAGGAAAUGCCUUUGUCAUCUGGACUGUGUUGGCCUGUAUGAAGAAGCGGACUGUUGCCUGCAUUCUCAUUUUACAUUUAGCUGUUGCAGACAUCAUUGUCAUCCUCACAGCACCAGUGUUUAUCCAUUUUCUAGCUACGGGUACAUGGGCAUUUGGGAAUAUUAUCUGCAAGUUGUGCCAUUACAUCAGUUGUUUGAGUAUGUAUGCCAGCAUCCUCCUCAUCACCUCAAUGAGUAUAGACCGAUUUCUUGCUGUCUCAAAACCAAUAGCUUUUCUAACCAUAAGAACUAAACCAGCUGUUAGCAAUAUGGUUUUUGUAAUAUGGUUGAUAGCAUCUCUCUUAGCCAUUCCCAUGCCACUCUACCGGGAAGUAAUUCCCUUUAAACAUAAGAUGCUGUGCAUACCUUUUCAUAGUUCUACAGGACAUGUGAUCUUUCAAUAUCUUUUUGAGCUGAUGACAGGUUUUGUAUUUCCAUUCACAAUCAUAAUAUCCUGCUAUGUCUACAUUGGACUUAGGUUACGUACUGCAAAGUUUCAAACCAAACAUAGGACAAGUAAUUUGGUCAUCAUGAUUGUAGUUACUUUUGCCCUCUUCUGGCUGCCAUACCAAGUUGUGAAUAUAAUGCAAGUGUCAGGAGAACUAUUUUCAUCAGAAAAACUUAAAGUAGCAGCUAAAAGCGCAAGGGCUAAUGCUACAGCUUUUGCAUUUUUUAGUAGCAGUGUUAACCCUAUUUUAUAUGUAUUUGCUGGUGGCAACUUUAUAAAAACUGCUGGAGCAGAAUUCAUGGCCAGGCUCUUUGAAGGUGUUGGCUCUGAUUCCAAUAAUUUUCGCAAAGUCCCCCAUAUGUUCUCGCAGAAGAGUCAAGGUGAGUUAAUGGAAUUGGACAAUGUGAACAAAUGAAGUUUUUGAUCUGCUUAGAUGAGUGUCAAUAAUUAUUUUAGGUGCUAUAGGUGCAAAGUCGUGUGUUUAAAGCUACUUGUAUGAUGGAGUGUAAAAUGCAUUUCAGGUACUAUAUGUUACUGAAUGCAACAGAACUGCCUCGUUAUGAAGUGAUGUAAUGCGAAUAUACUAUUGAGGCUCAGCUGAAUUUUGAAUAAAUGUAACAUAGAUAACACUAGAGAAUAGGGCCAUCACACCAUUUCCCUUUAAUUUUACUGACCUGGAUUAAAAUGUCCUGUGAUUUCAGUAAAAAAACUUAUUUUUUUGUGUCCAUGCAGGAUUUUUACAAAUGAUUGCUUGUGAUAUUUUUCAAUAUCUGUUUAUUUUUUAUGUUUAAGUUAAAUAAAUCUUAGUCGUAUCCACAUAAAGCCAAGGGCACAGAGCCUUACAGUAGAACUGCAUUAUGGUUUCAUAACCACUCCAUGUGCUGCGGUAUGGUUCUUCUGCAAAGCUCUACAUUCUCUCCUAGAAGUAAUGCUACUAGGGAAACAUACUUCUGUAAUAUUGGAAUGUGAUGAAACUUGGCUUGAUUGUUUUAUUAGAAAUCUAUGAGCUCAUACUCUACCUCCGAUUGCCUCUAGAUUGCAUAUUGAGGCACAAAUAAGUUAUUUCUUAUUAAGAAUUUUUAAGAUGGCCAUGUGGAUAGAUCCUUAUUUUUUGUAAAAUACAAUUUAUCAUAUACAGCAUAUACACAAAUCAUACAAGUCAGGGCUCUGGCUGGCCCACUCAAGGACAUUCACAGAGUUGACCCUAAGCUAUUCCCCUGUUGUCUUGGCUGUGUUCUUAGGGCCAUUGUGUUGUUGGAGGGUGAACCUUUGGCCCAGUCAGAGGUCCAGAGCACUCUGGACCAGAUUUUAUUAAGGAUAUCUCUGUAAUUUGCUCCAUUCAGAUUUACCUCAACCCUCACCAGUAUUUUUGU
Molecule: messenger RNA, 2381 nt
Organism: Bufo gargarizans (Asiatic toad)
Lineage: Eukaryota; Metazoa; Chordata; Amphibia; Anura; Bufonidae
Product: leukotriene B4 receptor 1-like
Exons: 2
Coding region: 335-1423 (362 amino acids)
Biological process (GO): complement receptor mediated signaling pathway; positive regulation of cytosolic calcium ion concentration; inflammatory response
Cellular component (GO): plasma membrane
Molecular function (GO): leukotriene receptor activity; complement receptor activity
Source: RefSeq, a predicted model, not a curated record